AUGGCUACCAAAACCAAAGGCGACACCGAGGGCGAUGCUCCUGAUAUCACGGUGGCUUCUCGAGACGCCUUCGAGUCCGACCAGUCGAAUUCAGGCGACAAACAAAACUCGUCCAUCUCUGGAGAUGGCGUUCAGCAGCCGACCAAGGAUAAGAAUGAAGAGGAAGACUUUGCCAAGGGCAAGUCAUGGCGGUUCUGGGCCAUAUUCCCAGCCAUCAUGUUCACUACGCUGCUCUCAGCCAUCGAGGUGACUGUUCUCUCCACAGCCAUGCCUACAAUUGUGCACGAGCUCGACGUCGGCAAUAGCUACGCCUGGAUCAUCAACUCUUUUCUCCUCACAAGCACCGCAUUUCUGCCCGUCAUUGGGCAGCUCGCCGACGCCUGGGGCCGCCGGUGGCCUACCAUCAUCAGCGUUGCCAUCUUCACAGUUGGCAGCGGCAUCUGCGGUGGCGCCAAUAACGCGGAGACGCUCAUUGUAGGCCGUGCUAUCCAAGGUCUCGGCAGUGGCGGUCUCAACAUGCUCAUCGAUUUGAUCAUUUGUGAUCUCAUUCCCCUGCGUGAGCGUGGCAAGUUCAUCGGCCUCGUCAAUCUUGUUUUCGCCGUCGGCCUCUUCACGGGGCCGUUCAUCGGUGGUAGCAUCGUCCAGCACACUUCGUGGCGUUGGGUCUUCUGGAUCAGCGUGCCAAUCGGUGGCGUGUCGCUUUUGAUGUUGUACGCCUUCCUUCGCGUCAACUAUGUUCACGCUCCCUUCAAAGAGCGCGUCAAGACCAUUGACUACAUCGGCAACAUCAUGGUUCUCGGCUCUACGACAGCCAUCCUGUAUGCCCUCACCUAUGCCGGUACCGAAUACGCCUGGACUGACGGCCGCGUGCUGGCGCCACUGAUCAUCGGUCUCGCCGGCAUGGUUGCUUUCCAUUCGUACGAAGCUUCGAGAUUCUGUAGCCAUCCGACGAUCCCACCUCACCUUUUCGGCAAUCGCACGUCCUCCAUCGCUUUCCUCAUCACUUUCCUCCAUGCCCUAAUGACACUAUGGACACUGUACUUCCUGCCCGUCUACUUCCAGGCCGUGCAGCUCGUUUCACCGAGCCGCUCAGGAGUACAGAUCCUGCCCACCGUCUGCGCCAUGAUCCCACCGGCACUGAUUGCCGGCCAAUACCUCAGUCGCACAGGUAGAUACAAGCUCCUGCACGUCGUCGGCAGCAUCUUCAUGGCCGCCGGCCUCGGCAGCUUCGCAGCCCUGAACCGAGACUCGAGCACGGCGGCAUGGGUCUGCCUCCAGAUGAUCCCGUCGUUCGGCAACGGACUGCUGACGACGUCGCUGCUGCCAGCCGUGCAGGCGUGCCUCACAGACGAGGACAACGCAUCGUCGACGUCGACCUGGGCGUACGUUCGCAGCUACGGCGCCAUCUGGGGCGUGACGAUCCCGGCGACGACGUUCAACAACAUCUUCUCGCGGAACCUGUGGAAGAUUUCUGACCCCGCUGUGCGCGCCGCUCUCGGCGGCGGCAAUGCCUAUUCGUAUGCCGCGCGCGACUUUAUCAAGUCGUUCCCCGUCGAGGCGCAGAACGAGAUUCGCGAGGUUUAUACGGACGCCCUACGUAUCUCGUGGGCCGUGGCGGCGGGCAUCAUGGGCUUGGCUGUUGUGUUUUCGUUCUUUGAGAAGGACGUUGCGCUGAGAGCAUCGCUGCAGACGCAGUUUGGCAUCAAGGAGGAGCAAAAGGAGAAAGACGAGGAGGCAUCGAAGCCGGGGGAGAAAUAG
Verticillium dahliae VdLs.17 is the source of this 1758-nucleotide messenger RNA. RefSeq lists its product as uncharacterized. NCBI's taxonomy places the organism in Eukaryota, Fungi, Ascomycota, Sordariomycetes, Glomerellales, Plectosphaerellaceae. Gene Ontology annotation, cellular component: membrane. Bases 1 to 1758 code for a protein of 585 amino acids. Gene Ontology annotation, molecular function: transmembrane transporter activity. The transcript has a single exon. Gene Ontology annotation, biological process: transmembrane transport. The record is from RefSeq and is a predicted model, not a curated record.